AUGCAGCAGAACGCAAGAAAUAAUAGUAACAGCCCAGGUGCGGGGGCUGGGAAUACCGUUUCGAACUUAUCCAGUGCUCUACGUCAAGUCCAUAUUGGUAACAGUAAUACCACAACUGAUCAAAGCAAUAUUGCAAUAGAUUUAAACAGCAGAUCAACGCAGCAACAGUUAAUGGAUGACCUGAAUAGAAGCUCUUCAAAUGCCCAAGAUGCCGCUCAGGUGCAGUCACAGCAACAGGGAGGGCAUCAUGAACAGGACCAGGCCAAUAAUGGGGUCCCGCAACAGUACGGAGGACCUAGCGUGAUUGACGUUUCUAGAAUAACAAAAUUUUUCCAGAACCAACCUAUGGAAGGUUAUACGUUAUUUUCUCACCGGUCAGCUCCAAAUGGUUUCAAAGUUGCCAUCGUUUUGAGCGAGUUGAACCUGAAUUAUGAUACUAUAUUUCUAGAUUUCAAUUUAGGCGAGCAUAGGGCUCCUGAGUUUGUUGCCAUCAACCCUAAUGCUCGUGUCCCCGCUUUAAUUGAUCAUAACUUAGAUAACCUAUCUAUUUGGGAAUCUGGUGCUAUUAUUUUACACCUUGUGAACAAAUACUACAGGGAUACAGGAAAUCCACUACUAUGGUCCGAUAAUCUUGCGGAGCAAGCGCAUAUUAAUUCUUGGAUGUUUUUUCAAACUUCAGGACAUGCACCAAUGAUCGGCCAAGCGCUGCAUUUCAGGUACUUUCAUUCACAAAAGGUUCCAAGCGCUGUAGAACGCUACACAGAUGAAGUAAGGAGAGUUUACGGCGUUGUGGAAAUGGCGCUUGCUGAAAAAAGGGAAGCGCUAAUAAUGGACCUCGACUCAGAAAAUGCCGCUGCAUAUUCUGCAGGUACUACACCUUUGAACCAAAGUCGAUUUUUUGACUAUCCAGUAUGGUUGGUAGGUGAUAACAUCAGUGUUGCAGAUCUAUCGUUUGUACCUUGGAAUAAUGUUGUUGAUCGCAUUGGAAUAAACAUUAAGGUAGAAUUUCCAGAAGUUUAUAAAUGGACGAAGCAUAUGAUGAGAAGAACGGCAGUAAUCAAAGCAUUGCGCGGGGAAUAG
Messenger RNA from Eremothecium sinecaudum, 1080 nucleotides. It is a transcript of the gene URE2, whose product is annotated as glutathione peroxidase. The record is from RefSeq and is a predicted model, not a curated record. The coding region runs from base 1 to 1080 and encodes 359 amino acids. Lineage: Eukaryota; Fungi; Ascomycota; Saccharomycetes; Saccharomycetales; Saccharomycetaceae. The transcript has a single exon. Gene Ontology annotation, biological process: regulation of nitrogen utilization. Gene Ontology annotation, molecular function: transcription corepressor activity.